Molecule: messenger RNA, 5508 nt
Organism: Mus musculus (house mouse)
Lineage: Eukaryota; Metazoa; Chordata; Mammalia; Rodentia; Muridae
Gene: Rbm25
Product: RNA binding motif protein 25
Exons: 22
Coding region: 1403-3976 (857 amino acids)
Biological process (GO): regulation of apoptotic process; regulation of alternative mRNA splicing, via spliceosome
Cellular component (GO): cytoplasm; nuclear speck
Molecular function (GO): nucleic acid binding; RNA binding; mRNA binding
Source: RefSeq, a predicted model, not a curated record
GGCACGCGGCUCGGGCUUCUCUUCCCCUCCAAGGCCUCGGAAAAACCAGUGAACCAGGAGCCCGGGGAGGCCGGGCCCACGGCCGGAGCGGUCCUCCGGGAAUUUUAUUUUAUUUUUUGUCGCCCACUUUGUCUAUUGGCUUCCGUUUCAGUUUGGGAGCGAAUCGCCUCGGGCCCUGACGGGGCUCCUGUCUUAGCCAGGGCUAGGAUCGGUCGGCCCGGAGGCCCUUGUCUCCUCGGGGCCUCCAGAGCCACCUCUCAGUAGGUUUCCGGGGCCGAGGACUCAAGUGCCUCCAGGCUGCGCCUUGAAAGUAGCCUGCGCCCACUCUUGGAGCGAGGUGCGGGCCACCAACGGAUUUCUUUUCUGUCUGGUAGUCUAGUGCCAGCCGCCAAAAGAACGGGCCCCACCCCUCCUUGAGUUUAUCGAGUGGCCACUUUUUUGGUUUUAAAGCACCUUUCCUGCUUGUUGGAGCUAGUGAUGAGUUUCACCGUCUGAUCCCCUUUCCGAUUGGGAGGGAUGCUGUAAAGGAUCUCUCCAUUCAUUCUAGGCGGCACCAGCCUUCUUCAUAUUAAAAUAUGCUGCCCUCCUUUUGUUUUCAGUAUUGAUUUUUAAAUACAGUUUUCGAAAUAAGAGUAUGAAGGUUAUCUUGAAGUUAUGUAAUAAUGGAUUUAUAUUGACGUGGAAAUGCCAUUUUGAUACAGGUCAGAGUAAAGCCGACCAAAAGGAGGGAAAAGAUUGGGCUUCUCUUGUAUCAUAGUGCUUUAGUGAAAUAAGGUGAAUCAGGUAGAGGCAGUAUUGUAUAAACAGUUUUUUUGUGUGUUGUCUGUGAGCACCCUCAAUUUCAGUUUCUCUUCAGUUUAAAAAUCUCUUGUUUUUUUUCCCCACAAGUAAGAGGGUCGCUGUAUGAUAUUGAUUCUUGUAAGCCUGUAUAUAGAUUUAAGAAAGGUUGAUAGUUUAACGGGGAGUAUUCACACCACGAAUGUAAUUUUGUGAGAACUUUAAUUUUUUUAUAAAAGAUAUUUCAAAGAGUUCAGUGUUCUCAUAAGACAUUCAAUUGCUCAGUUGUGAUUCAAGCAGACAAUGUGCUUAUUAAACUUUUUUAAGUCUUGAUUUUCUUCAUCAGUAAAAUGAGAGUUACAUUUCGAUCCACUUCACAGGUUGGACUUUGGGACUGGAAAAAAUCUAUCCCACAUUCCUCAAGGAGAUUUUGAUUCCUUCUUAAAGCCUUCUUGGAUACCUUUGUUCUGGUUUUUUGAGUUUCAGUACUAUACCAACUGCUUCCUAAGAAAGUGCUGAGAUAGAGUAUUAUAUAAUACAAGAGCUUCUGAGUCUAUCCUGAACUUAGUUCGUGUACAUUUUGGGAACUUAUUUUAGAAAAGAUCUAAGUUUUAAAAAAUUCUCAAUGGACAGACAGAGAAAAGAGGGUCUUUGCCAACUCCUUUGGACUGGUGCAGUCAGAAUGUCUUUCCCCCCUCAUUUGAAUCGCCCUCCCAUGGGAAUCCCAGCUCUCCCUCCAGGGAUCCCACCCCCACAGUUUCCUGGCUUUCCUCCACCAGUACCUCCAGGGACACCGAUGAUUCCUGUACCAAUGAGUAUUAUGGCUCCUGCUCCAACUGUCCUAGUACCUACCGUGUCCAUGGUUGGAAAGCAUUUGGGAGCCAGAAAGGAUCAUCCAGGCUUAAAAUUAAAAGAAAAUGAUGAAAAUUGUGGCCCUACUACUACAGUUUUUGUUGGGAACAUUUCUGAGAAGGCUUCAGACAUGCUUAUACGACAGCUCUUAGCUAAAUGUGGUUUGGUGUUGAGCUGGAAGAGAGUGCAAGGUGCUUCUGGGAAACUUCAAGCUUUUGGAUUUUGUGAGUAUAAAGAGCCUGAAUCUACCCUCCGUGCUCUCAGAUUAUUGCAUGACCUUCAGAUUGGAGAGAAGAAGCUACUUGUUAAAGUUGAUGCCAAGACAAAGGCACAGUUGGAUGAAUGGAAAGCAAAGAAGAAAGCUAAUGGGAACGCCAGACCAGAAACUGUCACUAAUGAUGAUGAAGAAGCCUUAGAUGAAGAAACAAAGCGAAGAGACCAGAUGAUUAAAGGGGCCAUUGAAGUUUUAAUCCGAGAAUAUUCCAGUGAACUAAAUGCCCCCUCACAGGAGUCUGACUCUCACCCCAGAAAGAAGAAAAAGGAAAAGAAGGAGGACAUUUUCCGUAGAUUUCCAGUGGCCCCAUUGAUCCCUUACCCACUCAUCACCAAGGAGGAUAUAAAUGCUAUUGAAAUGGAAGAAGACAAAAGAGAUUUGAUAUCCCGAGAGAUCAGCAAAUUCAGAGAUACACACAAGAAACUGGAAGAAGAGAAAGGCAAAAAAGAAAAAGAAAGACAGGAAAUUGAGAAAGAACGGAGAGAAAGAGAGAGGGAACGUGAAAGGGAACGAGAAAGGCGAGAACGGGAACGAGAAAGGGAAAGAGAACGUGAACGAGAAAAGGAAAAAGAACGGGAGCGGGAACGAGAACGGGAUAGGGAUCGUGACCGCACAAAAGAGAGAGACCGAGAUCGAGAGAGAGAUCGGGACCGAGAUCGAGAACGGAGCUCAGAUCGAAAUAAGGAUCGGAGUCGAUCAAGAGAAAAAAGCAGAGAUCGUGAAAGGGAACGGGAGCGGGAAAGAGAGAGAGAACGAGAACGGGAACGAGAACGAGAGCGAGAGAGAGAACGGGAGAGAGAACGGGAACGGGAAAGAGAGAAAGACAAGAAAAGAGACAGAGAAGAGGAUGAAGAAGAUGCAUAUGAACGAAGAAAACUCGAACGAAAACUGCGAGAGAAAGAGGCUGCUUAUCAAGAGCGCCUUAAGAAUUGGGAAAUCAGAGAACGAAAGAAAACUAGGGAAUAUGAGAAGGAGGCAGAAAGAGAAGAAGAAAGAAGAAGAGAAAUGGCUAAGGAGGCUAAACGACUAAAAGAAUUCCUAGAAGAUUAUGAUGAUGAUAGAGAUGACCCGAAGUACUACAGGGGUAGUGCUCUUCAGAAACGGUUGCGUGAUAGGGAAAAAGAAAUGGAAGCUGAUGAACGAGACAGGAAGAGAGAGAAGGAAGAGCUUGAGGAAAUCAGGCAGCGCUUACUGGCAGAAGGGCAUCCAGAUCCAGAUGCAGAGCUCCAGAGGAUGGAACAAGAGGCUGAGAGGCGCAGGCAACCUCAAAUAAAGCAAGAACCAGAAUCCGAGGAAGAAGAAGAAGAAAAGCAAGAAAAAGAAGAAAAACGAGAGGAGCCUGUGGAAGAGGAGGAAGAACCAGAGCAAAAGCCUUGUCUCAAGCCGACUUUGAGACCCAUCAGCUCUGCCCCAUCUGUGUCCUCUGCCAGUGGCAACGCAACCCCCAACACUCCUGGGGAUGAGUCUCCUUGUGGUAUUAUUAUUCCUCAUGAAAACUCACCAGAUCAACAGCAGCCUGAGGAGCAUAGGCCAAAAAUAGGACUAAGCCUUAAAUUGGGUGCUUCCAAUAGUCCUGGCCAACCUAAUUCAGUGAAGAGAAAGAAACUACCUGUAGAUAGUGUCUUUAACAAAUUCGAGGAUGAGGACAGUGAUGAUGUGCCCCGAAAAAGGAAACUCGUUCCCCUGGAUUAUGGCGAAGAUGAUAAAAAUGCCACCAAAGGCACUGUAAACACUGAAGAAAAGCGCAAACACAUUAAGAGUCUCAUUGAGAAAAUUCCCACAGCCAAACCUGAGCUCUUUGCUUAUCCUUUGGAUUGGUCUAUUGUGGAUUCUAUACUGAUGGAACGAAGAAUCCGGCCAUGGAUCAAUAAGAAAAUCAUCGAAUACAUAGGUGAAGAAGAAGCUACAUUAGUUGAUUUUGUUUGCUCUAAGGUUAUGGCACAUAGUUCACCACAGAGCAUUUUAGAUGAUGUUGCCAUGGUACUAGAUGAAGAAGCAGAAGUUUUUAUAGUCAAAAUGUGGAGAUUAUUGAUAUAUGAAACAGAAGCCAAGAAAAUUGGCCUUGUGAAGUAAAACUUUUUACAUUCAGAGUUACAUUUCAGAUUUCUUCUUUCACACCCUUCAAAGGACUUUGAAUUUUCGGUGUCUUCAAAGACAUUUGUGAGAUCUGUAAUUUUUUAAUGUAGAAAAUGUGAAUUCUUUUGUCCUCUAAUUUGUUGAUGCUCUGUGUACUCACUCGGGUGUAAAGCCAUCUGUGUCCUUGGUCCUCUUUAUGCUCACCAGGCACAGACUACUGGUGUGUUUUAUAAGCUGCAGCUACUGUACACAGCCUAUCUGAUAGCAUCUUGUUCUGCUGAUUUGUUCCUUGUAAAUAUUAAAAUGGCUCCCCAAUUCUUUUGCAGAAUUCUACUUACUAUUAAAACUGUAUUGUAUAGGCGCCAACAUGAAUAAGUUGAAUACUAGUCAUACCCUUACAGCCUCGUUCCCACUUUCCUGAUCAGAAAUGGCAAGCCCUUGUAAAGGCAUGGAGUUUAAAAUUAGAGUGCAAAACCUAGCAGACAGGUCCUUCCUAAUGUAUCUCUGUAUUAAUGUGUUUAUGUGAAUGUAUGUAUAAAAGUCUUUUUUUUAAUUUUUUUGGUGGGCUCCCUUAAACAUUUCGUAAUCAUCAAUGCACACAUAAAGGAAAAGUGAUAAUUGUGCCAACCCAAAUACCUAGGAUAAUUACGGUGUAUUUUCCAGAGACUGGUAUUCUGCUGUGAGCAACACACUGCUGACCAGUUUUGUGUUCUUCUGUGUAUAGGAUGAUACAUCAUAAUCUUAUCCCUCCCUCCACCUGAUGGCUCAGAAUUGAAGCAGAGUCUAGAAUUCUGGAGCAUUUUGCUCAAUAUAUUUUCAACUUGUCUUCAUUUAAUUUUGGCAUAUUCAUUUUAAUAAAACAAUUCCAGAAGUGUAAGGUGGGGGGAGGAGCUCACUUUCUUAUGACGGGGAUGACCUCAGUGAGAGAGCUAUGCUUGCUUAGCAUGAACGAGGGCCUGGGUUCUAUUCCCCGUACCAAUAAAGAAGUGAAUAAGGUAAGUUUACAAAAGAGAUUUGACAAAACACAAUAGUAGUUAAUUCACCAUGGUAGUUAAAAAUGUUUACAUCUUUCUUCCAAAGAUACAUCAUCCAAGACACAUUCAAGACAAUUUUCUGCUCACAAAAUUUUAUUACUGGUCAUCAAGCUUUAACUAUAUUGAUGACAAGAAAUCCUUGGACUUUAUUAGUAAUUCAGAAGAUCACUAGGGGCAAAAUUUAUUUGAAAAGUACCAAGUUCUAAACAGCUCUGUCAAGAAAUUAGGUGUGGCUGCUGCCAUGUUUGCUUACUAAAAAGAUAAAGACUGAGUUGUUAGAAUAAUGAAACUGUGAGCUUGAGUUACUAGGGUUUUUGGUUUUUGUUUUGUCUUUUUUUUUUUUUUAAACAUUUGAGAGGACGUCCAAAACACUGUUUUUAAUGUUCAACCUUGACAUGGUUUCAUUAUGUAAAUAUUUCAGUUAUUAAAAAUGUAUAUAUUUGAUCUUGGAGAUGCUUUCUUUGAGUCUUGUAAAUAAAUGACAUUAUGUUAUAA